CUUCUUGAACUCUUUUCCGUACACUUAUUCUUCUAAAUGUCUGAUUCUAAUUCCCCACCUAAGCUCGAUAGUCUUUUGGCGAACCAUGCUACUCCUAGUGUAGCAGAAACCACACCUGUCACUCCUGCUGUAUCGGAUGCCACCCCUAUUCCUGCAACAGCACCUAUUACAACAACAACAGCUGUUACAGAACCCACCACAGCUAUCGUAUCACCCUUGAGAGAAGACUUAAUCAAGUCUGCUGUCUCAUUCUUGAGCUCUCCUAACGUUAGAUCCGCCGACAAAGGAAAAAAGAUUGCAUUCUUACAAAAGAAGGGAUUGAACCAAGCUGAAAUUGAUGAAGCAUUUAAAAGAUCAGGUGGCGAUGACGCUUCUUCAACUGCUGUCUCAACUAGUACUCCUUCCUCCAACAGUACAGCUACAAAUAGCUAUACACCACCACUGGCACCUGUCUUACCUGCUAGAAAUGCUAAUUAUGGACCACCACAAAUUGUAUAUUAUCCUCAGCCAGCAAGCCCACCUAUUCCAGCAGAAAAGGUAUUUGCUAUGGCUGUCAUAUUAGGCAUGGGAGCCGUUGGAUUAACAGCCGGUGCCGUGGGUCUUUUAAAACAAUUCAUCGCACCCCUCUUAAAUCGUAUUGCAGAAUAUCAACGUACCAGAUACAAUCAACGUAAAGAAAUUGCCGACAAAUUACAAAAGUCUUUAAAAAGCUUUCGUUUGGAGAAUGACGAUUUGGAUGCUGUGAUUGAUCAAGGCGAUGAAAAUACAGUGAUGGAUGCACUUGCCUCACGACAGACUGAAUUAUCCAACAAAAUCGAUACGCUCAUCAUUUCUUCCCGUCAACGUAUAACGGAUACUUUAAAACAAAAGACAUACAGUGAUUUCAGAUCAGAUUUAACAAGUUUCAAAAAUGUUGUUCAAGGAACGAGUCCAUAUAGCUCUUAUGCCUCCUAUGCACCUGGAAGUUCUUACAACCGUAAUAACAGUGAUUCUGCUGCUGUAGCUGGAUUAAAGAGCGACAUUCGCAGUUUAAAGGCGGUUUUGUUAAAUAGAAGAAACUUUCCCCAAGUUGCUUAAUUUUUUUAUGUGCAAAAUAAAUGGAUUGUUUUAUUAAUUAAAUUAAGAUAAAGCAACAUGUAUGUUAUGCGUCAGUGAGUUGUUCUAGUUGGAAAUUAUAGAGGCGA
Mucor mucedo is the source of this 1184-nucleotide messenger RNA. Its product is annotated as peroxisomal membrane anchor protein conserved region-domain-containing protein. Gene Ontology annotation, molecular function: signaling receptor binding. The coding region runs from base 37 to 1077 and encodes 346 amino acids. The transcript has 3 exons. Gene Ontology annotation, cellular component: peroxisomal membrane; peroxisomal importomer complex. Gene Ontology annotation, biological process: protein import into peroxisome matrix, docking. The record is from RefSeq and is a predicted model, not a curated record. Lineage: Eukaryota; Fungi; Mucoromycota; Mucoromycetes; Mucorales; Mucoraceae.